AUGCCGUCUUUAAUUCGCACAUUAUCGUCACGACCAUCUCCGUUCGCACUGCCUCGAUCUCCAAGCUUCCUCAAGAUACGCAGAAUCCACGCACAGACUUCUCACAAUCAGCCUGGGCCCUUAGCAGGCGUAAAAAUCCUUGACUUAUCGCGGGUUCUAGCAGGCCCAUUCUGUACACAAAUCCUUGCCGACUAUGGUGCAGACGUGAUCAAAGUUGAGCAUCCCAAAGGUGGCGAUGACACCCGCCUUUGGCGUGAGGCAGGAGAGGAGGCUAUCUGGAAGCCCACUGCCACAGAUACGUCUCUUUAUUUUAAUACAAUCAAUCGCAAUAAACGUUCUAUUUCGGUCAAUUUGAAGCAUGAGCAGGGAAGGGCUGUGGUCUUACAGCUCGCAAAGAACGCGGACGUCGUCGUUGAGAAUUUCGUACCUGGCAAGCUUGAAAGUCUGGGCCUCGGUUAUGAAAUUUUGAAGAAGGUCAAUCCAUCUCUUAUUUUAGCGAGCGUAUCCGGCUACGGAGCUGAUGGUCCGUAUUCAAAACGUGCAGGAUAUGACGUUAUAGGCGCCGCCGAGGGUGGAUUGCUUCACGUCACAGGGGAGGGAGAUGGGCCACCUACCAAGCCAGGAGUCGGCAUCAUAGACAUGUGCACGGGACUUUAUCUACACGGCGCCAUUGCGUCCGCAUUACUUGCCCGGGAAAAAACCGGUCUUGGUCAGAAGAUUGACACCUCACUGUUUGAGACUACUAUUUCCAUCCUAGCAAACGUGGGCAUGGCGUGGUUAAAUCUUGCCAAAGAAGCACAGCGAUGGGGUACGGGACAUCCAACUAUUGUCCCCUACGAGGCAUUCACGACAAAAGAUGCAUACAUUGUUGUUGGCGCGGUCAAUGACAGGCAGUUCAAUUUGUUAUGCGAACGAUUAGGGAAUACCAAGUUAGCCGAAGACCCUCGGUUUGUGGAUAACAAGUCGAGAAUCGAAAAUCGAAAAGAGUUGAAGCGCAUUCUGGACGAAGAAUUCGCUUCGAAAACUACUUCUUACUGGGAAGAUAAGUUUGACGGCAGUGGGUUGCCUUACGGCCCUAUUAAUAGUAUGGAGAAGGUGUUUUCACAUCCCCAGGCUAUUGCCCGGAAUAUGAUUCAAACCGUUGAGCAAGAUGCAGCGGUAUCAGGGAAGAUACAAGUUCUUGGCAUGCCAGUCAAGUUUAGUGAGUCUAAACCUUCAAUCCGAUGUGGUCCACCAGCCCUGGGAGAGCACACGGAUGAUGUGCUACAAGAAGUUGGCAUUUCCUCUGCUACUAUUUCUAAUCUUCGGAAGAAAGGAGCUAUAUAG
Penicillium subrubescens is the source of this 1326-nucleotide messenger RNA. RefSeq names its product CaiB/BaiF CoA transferase family protein. Lineage: Eukaryota; Fungi; Ascomycota; Eurotiomycetes; Eurotiales; Aspergillaceae. The transcript is spliced from 6 exons. Bases 1 to 1326 code for a protein of 441 amino acids. Gene Ontology annotation, molecular function: catalytic activity. The record is from RefSeq and is a predicted model, not a curated record.